This is a messenger RNA of Musa acuminata AAA Group (dessert banana), 990 nucleotides long. RefSeq lists its product as uncharacterized. Bases 1 to 990 code for a protein of 329 amino acids. Lineage: Eukaryota; Viridiplantae; Streptophyta; Magnoliopsida; Zingiberales; Musaceae. The record is from RefSeq and is a predicted model, not a curated record. The transcript is spliced from 3 exons.
AUGGCCUUAUCCGACUCGGCCACCAACAGCCGGGAGAUGAGAUCUCGCGCUGUCAGGAGGCUCGCCAUGAUCCUUGUCCUCGUCGCCGUCGUCGUCCCCGGCGCUCUGCUCUACGGCAUUCUCAUACCAUCAUACCUCCGUGGGCGUGAUAGCUCACCCAUAUUGGACGUGGCCGUCGAGACAGUCGAACCCCAAGACCAAUUGGAGAUGAUUCUGAGGGCAGCAGACAUGGGGAACAAGACGGUGAUACUGACCACCUUGAAUGAUGCAUGGACGGAACCUGGAUCGGUUUUGGAUCUCUUCCUCGAGAGCUUCCGGAUCGGCAACGGGACGAGCCAGCUUCUGAACCACUUGGUGUUCAUCACCAUGAGCCAGAAGGCGCACGAGCGUUGCACGUCUAUGCGUGGCCAUUGCUUCGAUCUCAACACCAAGGGCGCCAACUUGUCCGAGCAGAAGGACUACAAUACUCCCGGCUACUUGGAUAUAAUGUGGCAAAGGUUGGAUUUCCAACGCCAAGUUCUCGAGAAAGGGUACGACUUCAUAUUCACGGAUACAGACAUCUUGUGGUUUCGGAAUCCUCUUCCACAGUUCUACCCCCAAGGAGACUUCCAGGUAUCCUGUGACAGGUUCUUCGGCAACGCCACUGAUCUGGAGAACUGGCCUAGCAAUGGAUUCAACUACGUGAGGUCUAACAAUAGGACCAUCUCAUUCUUCAAGUACUGGUACUCGGCAAGAACAAAAUAUCCCCAGGAUCAUGAUCAGGCUGUGUUCAACUACAUCAAGCAUGACGCGUACCUCAGGGAAUUAGGGUUGACGAUUAGGUUCUUGGACAGUAAGUACUUUCAUGGGCUCUGUGAGAUACGAAGCAGAGACUGGGAUGCCGUUUGCACGAUGCAUGCAAACUGCCGUAUUGGGUUAAGCAGUAAGCUCAGUGAAUUGAGAGGCAUGCUUGAAGAGUGGAAGAAGUAUAUCUCUGGCAAUCACCCUUAG